CCCUCAAGACUAGCUAUAACUAAGAAAGAAAAUCGACAAGAGAGCUUCUAAAACAAAUAUAGAGCUUGAACAAAAGUAGAAACUAAGCUCAGAUUCAACGAAAUGCCUAUCAAUAGAAUUGCAGUUGGAACACCUGGAGAGGCAAGCCAUCCAGAUUCACUGAGGGCUGCUUUGGCAGAGUUCAUCUCCAUGCUUAUUUUUGUAUUUGCCGGUUCAGGAUCUGGCAUGGCUUUUAACAAAUUGACAGACAGUGCUUCGACUACUCCUGCUGGACUAGUAGCAGCCGCGUUGGCACACGCAUUUGCACUCUUUGUGGCUGUUUCGGUUGGUGCUAACAUUUCUGGAGGUCAUGUGAAUCCUGCUGUGACCUUUGGUGCCCUUAUUGGAGGAAACAUCACCCUGUUGAGGAGCAUUUUGUAUUGGAUUGCACAGUUGCUAGGAUCUGUUGUUGCUUGCUUGCUUCUUAAGUUCUCCACCGGUGGAUUGGAAACACCAGCUUUUGGGCUAUCAUCAGGGGUGGGGGCAUGGAACGCUGUAGUUUUUGAGAUUGUGAUGACCUUUGGACUAGUAUACACUGUGUAUGCCACAGCGGUGGAUCCGAAGAAGGGAAAUUUGGGAAUUAUUGCUCCUAUUGCAAUUGGUUUCAUAGUUGGUGCCAACAUCUUAGCUGGUGGUGCUUUUGAUGGUGCAUCCAUGAACCCAGCUGUCUCUUUUGGUCCUGCUGUCGUGAGCUGGACCUGGACUAACCACUGGGUUUACUGGCUUGGUCCAUUCAUUGGUGCUGGCAUUGCUGCCCUUGUCUAUGACAACAUUUUCAUUGGCAGUGGUGGACAUGAGCCCCUUCCCACCAAUGAUUUCUAAGCAUUGCAUCCCUUGUUGAAAUUUAAAUCUCUCUCUCCCCUUUUAGACCAGGGAGGGAUAAGGUUGGGAUUUCCGGUAGUUUGGUUGUUGAUUUUUGCAUUGUUGUUGUUUCCACUGAUUUUACAGCAGUGGAUGGUUCCUUGUUUAAUUGUGUUUUACCUGUUGAAUCAAUGGAAAUGUUUGGUUUUCUUUGAAAA
Molecule: messenger RNA, 1058 nt
Organism: Populus nigra (black poplar)
Lineage: Eukaryota; Viridiplantae; Streptophyta; Magnoliopsida; Malpighiales; Salicaceae
Product: aquaporin TIP1-3
Exons: 3
Coding region: 103-861 (252 amino acids)
Biological process (GO): transmembrane transport; water transport
Cellular component (GO): membrane
Molecular function (GO): water channel activity
Source: RefSeq, a predicted model, not a curated record